ACUUUUUGUACUUUUUCCACUAUGGAGUUAAAUAUGUGGAUGGACACAGCUUUAGAAAAGGCCAAAGAGUCGCUAAAAUCGGGCGAAGUUCCUGUAGGUUGUUUGUUUAUUUAUCAGAACGAAGUAAUCGCAACGGGCAGUAAUACCGUCAACGAGACACGAAAUGCCACUCGUCAUGCAGAAUUAAAUUGCAUUGAUGAAGUACUCAGUUUUUGCAGAGAAAAGAAAUUAGAUUAUAAAAAUGUUUUUCAAAAUAUUGAUGUAGUAGUUACCGUGGAACCUUGUAUUAUGUGCGCUGCCGCCCUUCAUGAAUUGGAAGUCCGAAGCAUCGUUUUUGGCUGUGCCAACGAUAGAUUUGGAGGAUGUAAUAGCGUUUUUGAAGUGGCAAAAGUCUGCGAUUCAAAAGUAGAAGUACUUGGAAAUGUCAAAGGAGAGGAAGCGAUGCAAUUAUUAAAAAUCUUUUAUAAAGGAGAAAACCCGAACGCUCCGGUAUCCAAAGUUAAGAAAAGUCGUAAAAAUCAGACUGAAGCUGAUUGAAUUGUGCUGUUUUUUAAUAUGGAUUUUUAUUUUGAGUUGACUUAGGUUUUUAAAAGAAGUUUUUAUCUCAAGUUUUCUUUUUAAUAAUUUUUUUGUAACUUGCGUUUAUAAAUAAGUUAGAUUUCGCUCUAAAUUAAAAUAAAUGCGAUGUUGAUACAAAG
Messenger RNA from Belonocnema kinseyi, 698 nucleotides. Its product is annotated as tRNA-specific adenosine deaminase 2. The transcript has a single exon. NCBI's taxonomy places the organism in Eukaryota, Metazoa, Arthropoda, Insecta, Hymenoptera, Cynipidae. Gene Ontology annotation, molecular function: tRNA-specific adenosine-34 deaminase activity. The coding region runs from base 22 to 537 and encodes 171 amino acids. Gene Ontology annotation, biological process: tRNA wobble adenosine to inosine editing. The record is from RefSeq and is a predicted model, not a curated record. Gene Ontology annotation, cellular component: cytoplasm; nucleus.